AUCAUCUGUCGUGUUUUCGGCUUUGACUGUAGGCCUUAAGUAGGCUAUUUUGUGCUGUUUACAUCUGAGGGCACAUGGCUGCAGCCCCUCCCCCUUCCGGGCUCUUCCAGACCAAGCCAAAAUAUGUGUAAGUCUAUCCGGAGCCGUGCCUUGAGCGGACGGCCUGUGCUAUUUAAAAGUGCGCUCAUGGGGCAGGGGGCCUCGCGGUACCGCUGCUGACGGAGGGUCCUAGCCCGCUGUUUCUCAUGUCUUUGCCGGUUGUGCUCCCGGGCUCGUGUUGUCCUGCUGUCGGCUCCUCACACGUCGAGUCCUCGCACAGACAGCGGCCCCGGAGCUUGUGGUGUUCGCGCGCGGAUGGCGCGGCCUCGUCACGGCCGCUGCCCGGGCGACCGCUGCUGUCCCUGGGCUUGUUGCAGCUGCUGCUCGGCGGUUCUAUGGUUGCAUUGUCCUACGGAGCUCUGUCCCUGAGCAGUUCCGCUCCCGUACGAAACUCCUGCCCGUUCUGGGCCGGCUCCUCGGUCAUCCUGUCCGGCAUCGUGGGGCUGCUCACCUGGAGAAGACCCAUGCUGCUCAUGGUCAACAUGUUUGUGCUCCUGUCAGUGGUGUGUGUCCUCCUCAGUCUGGCUGGCUUCGUCCUGUGCUGUCAGGGAGCUCAAAUGGUGUCCAACAUGAGCAGCUGCCAGCAGGUGGGGGACAUGUGCUACUGCUGCCUGCUGGCACGGACCUCCAAAUGCCCAGAGGACAAGUUGCUGGAGCUGCAGCCAGCACAUUCCUGCACCACCAUGAAGAUCCUGCUCAAGAAGAUGAUGUUUGCGUUGUGUGCACUCAAUGCUCUGACCACAGCUGUGUGUCUGAUGGCGGCUGCUCUAAGAUACCUGCGCCUCUUCAGCACGAGGACAUCCUGCCUGGAUGAACCCAGACACCCAGCGGAGGGGGAGGUGCCUACUCUGGAGCCUGACCCGGAUGAGUUUGUGCCCCCAGCCCCACCCCCUUCUUACUUCUCCACCUUCUACUCCUACACCCCGCAGCUGGCCCGACGUGUGCUCAGAGAUGGUGUCAUCCCUCUGCCUCACAUCUACGGCGCUCGCAUCAAGGGCGUGGAGGUCUUCUGCCCACUGGACCCUCCCCCUCCAUACGAGGAAGUGGCAGGAGGCGGGGCUUCAGCUCAGGAGCCUGACUCCAGGAGCCCAGGGGCCACCUCGUCAGCUGAUCUGUCUUCAGAGGAGCCCAGAGGGAUGGGACCCCUGGAGCUCCCCUCAGCCGGGCCCCUAGACCGGGCCCCAGAGCCAUCUCCCUCAUUGGCGUGUGUUCGGAGGAAGGCCAGGCUCUCCCGCAGCAGCAGUGACCCUGUACUGACAGAAGACCCAUGUAAAGGGUGGAGCAGUGAGCCCCCCACUGUGCCCCACACUGUGGACUCCUCCACCCAGACAUCACAGCCCAUCUUACCCACUAAGGUAACUCUGCGACGAGGCUGUGGAACCCGAGCAGCUCCACGGCCCCGGCCCUCUUCCAUGGUGGACUACCAGAGCUACAGGUACACCCAGCUGCUAGUGCAGAGGAUCCUGGAGCAGCCGGCCCAGGGUCUGGCCCCAGAGCUGCAGGAGCUGGUGGACAGUAUCCGCACUGUUCUGCGCUCUGACCAGGAGCACAUGGAGGAGGCAGUGCGCUGUGCAGGCUUCAUGGAUCAGGUGCUGGUGGACUCAGAGAGGAGGUCCAGUGUGCAGCCUGUCCCCAGCACGUCCCAGACCUUCCCCCGGCCCCCCUCGCGCAGGACGGCCCUGCUCCACCUCCAGAGCUGUGGGGACCUCAGCUCUGUGGCCUGCCCCUCCCUGGACUCUCUGAAAAGGGGGGCCAAGAAAACAGGAGCAUCCAGACCGGAGCGCCACAGCCUGGCCACGGUGUCCAGAGAGACAGCCCUCUGAGGGGCCUCUGUGUGACAGCACAGCAGAGCACAAUCCAGAUACAGCUAUUUAUUUAUAAUAUUUGCAAACACGUGCAAUAGUUUUGAUAGUUAUUGCACAAUAUGUAUAGAACAUUU
Molecule: messenger RNA, 2038 nt
Organism: Boleophthalmus pectinirostris (great blue-spotted mudskipper)
Lineage: Eukaryota; Metazoa; Chordata; Actinopteri; Gobiiformes; Gobiidae
Gene: entrep1
Product: family with sequence similarity 189 member A2
Exons: 11
Coding region: 246-1922 (558 amino acids)
Cellular component (GO): membrane
Source: RefSeq, a predicted model, not a curated record